AUGCCUCUUGAGGCUUACCCCACCAGUAGGCCUCCUAGUUCUAUCAACACAAGGACCACUACUGGGACCUGGAUGAGCAGCAACUCUGUAACUACCCCACGCAUUCCUGGCAUCACUAACCUUCCACUCACUGCAAAGCCAAGCACCAGCCUUCCAACGGAUAUGAUGACUUCAAGCAAAUUGACAAGUUCCACUCCGACCAUCACCAAGCCUUCAGAGACAUCAAUGACUACCACCCAGACUCCCUCCACCCGUACAUCACACAUGACAACUUCGACCACUACUCAGAAAACUACACAGUCAAGGUUGACCACCACCCCAGGCUCCUGUGACAAUGGUGGGACCUGGGACCAAGGUCAGUGCCUCUGCCCCUUGGGAUUCUCUGGUGACCACUGUCAGCUUGAGGACAUCAUGUGCCAGAAUGGGGGCAAAUGGGAUGGCCUCAAGUGUGUGUGCCCCAGCACUUUCCAUGGCUACAUCUGUGAGUUCCCCAAGGAACAGGUGGCUCUAGACACUGUGGAUGUUGAAGUGGGCAUGGAGGUAUCUGUGGACCAAGAGUUCUCCCCUGACCUCAAUGACAACACAUCCCAGGCCUAUAGGGAUUUCAGCACAACCUUCCAGAAUCAGAUCCAGAAGAUUUACCAAAAUGUGAAGGGCUUCCAGGGUGUGGAGAUCCUGACCCUGAGAAAUGGCAGCAUUGUGGUGGACUAUCUGGUCCUGCUGGAGCUGCCCUUCAGUCCCCAGCUGGACAGUGAGUAUGAGAAGGUGAAGACGGAACUCAAGGAGGAGCUCCAGAACGCCAGCAAGGAGGGAACCGACUGCAGUGACAACCACACUCUCUGUUUUAAGCCUGACUCGGUCAAGAUGAACAAUAGCAGCAGGACUGAACUGACUCCGGAAGGCAUCUGCCGCCGGGCCGUUGCCAAGGGCUACGAGGAUUUCUACUUCCCCUUGGUUGAGGGGAAGCAGCUCCGCUGCGUCACCAAUUGCACAUCGGGCCUGGACGGCGCCAUCAAUUGCAACCAAGGCCAGUGCAUUCUGGAAAGGAGCGGUCCUACUUGCCGGUCCGAGUCCCAGGACGGAAAAUGGGCAGACUUCUGGAAUGAGGAAGUCGUAGGGACUUUUUCAAAUUUGGGCUUCGAACAUGACGGAACAGUCAAGGACGAAAACUUCCAGAUAGUCUUGGAGAAUGUGGACACCAAUGUGACGGUGCAGAUCCAAAGGCCUGAGGUGGCCUUCUCCUCCAUUUGA
Molecule: messenger RNA, 1251 nt
Organism: Orycteropus afer afer
Lineage: Eukaryota; Metazoa; Chordata; Mammalia; Tubulidentata; Orycteropodidae
Source: RefSeq, a predicted model, not a curated record